This is a messenger RNA of Paramecium sonneborni, 741 nucleotides long. The record is from the annotation of a GenBank genome assembly. NCBI's taxonomy places the organism in Eukaryota, Ciliophora, Oligohymenophorea, Peniculida, Parameciidae.
AAAUGAUUCUAAAGAAAACUUUAAAUAAAGGUCCUUAAAGUUUUAAAGUCCAUAUUAGAAGAUUGCCUCCUCUUUUAAGAGAAGAAGAAUUCUAUGCAACUAUUUAAGAAUUUAUGAAUGAUAUUGUGUUAAAAUAUUAUGUCAAAGGCAAAUUGAAGUAAUAUUACAAUCCAUAAUAAGAGAAUAAGAAAAAAUAGAUUCUAAAUGUUAUUUAUAUUUUAACAGUGAUUCUGCCAUGAAUAAAUUUAUUUAAGGCUAUAAAAAAGUAUUCUGUGAUGAAAAAGGCUUAUAUUAUUUACCAGAUAUAGGGAAGGCUUUACUAUAAAAUUAGUAGGAUCUUAUGAGAAAUAAACCUAAUCCUGUAGAAGGGGAAUAUUAGAAAUCAGAUUUAUAUAAGAAAUUUAUACAAUAAUAAGAAGAAGAACAAAUGUAAUUAUAAUUAGAAAAAGAAAAUCCUCAGCUUUAAUAAUUAAAAGAUGAACAAAUGAAUUUAGAAGAUAAACCAAAGAAAUUUGAAAAAGUUAAAACUCAUAUAAUUAUGGAAUUGGAGAAAGAAUAUUAAAAAAAGAAGGAGUUGAAAACUUAAAUAGAUAAUUUGACAACAACAAAAAAUAUUAUCAAAUUAAAAUGUGAAGAAGAUGGUAGAAUCAUUGAAAGAACUUUUGUAAUAAAAAUAAAUUAUUAAUUAUAGAUUUUUGUACCUAAGGCUAAAAAUUGAAUGUGAAUCAAAUUAAAACGAAU